AAAAAAGUGCGAACCUCUUUUAUAUGUGGAAGCAGAGAGAACCUUCCUUUUAAAGCUUAUAACAGAUUUUAUGUGGAAACACAAGCACCGCCUUCCUUCUCUCCCUCUCGCUCUUUUACCUCUCAAUCUAUCUAUGUAACUCUGUUUCCGAUUAACAAAAGAUGUCCAAUAACGAAGAGCCUGUGGAGGAAACAAAUGGGGAUUCAUUUCACAUAGUGAAGCAGGGUUUGAAAGAUCGAUCUAAGAAAGUGGCUCAAACCAAAGAGAUUUUGUCGAAACAAGCGGUUCAGACCAGAGAGAUCCUCUCAAAACAGGCUGUUAAGAUCGCCAAACAAGCUGAAGAACACGAAAAGUUCAUCAACAAGGUGACGCAUCUUGUGGGGGUCCUCGGGUUUGGUGGCUUUUGCUUUCUCUUAGGAGCAAGACCCCAAGAUAUUCGAUAUGUAUAUUGUUUGUUCUAUGUAAUCUUUGUUCCUCUUCGGUGGAUAUACUAUCGGUUCAAGAAAUGGCACUACUAUCUUUUGGAUUUUUGCUACUAUGCCAAUACGAUCUUUUUGGUUGACCUCCUUCUUUAUCCAAGGAAUGAAAAGUUUUUCAUGGUUUGCUUCUCAUUUGCUGAGGGGCCAUUAGCAUGGGCAUUGAUUGUUUGGCGUUGUAGCUUGGUGUUUAGUUCUCUUGACAAAAUAGUUAGUGUCCUCAUACAUCUUUUACCUGGGUUAGUUUUCUUCACCAUUCGAUGGUGGGAUCCAGCUACUUUUGCAGCCAUGCAUCCAGAAGGAACUUCUCGCAGAGCUUCGUGGCCUUAUGUAGAAGACAAAUCCUACCUUUGGGUGUGGUUGUUUUGGGUGCCCUUGUUUGCUUACACCUUAUGGCAGGCUUUGUAUUUUCUCAUUGUCAAUGUUUUACGCCGACAAAGGCUCUUAAGAGAUCCUGAAGUCAUGACUUCUUACAGGGAACUGUCAAAGAAGGCGCAGAAAGCAAACAAUGUAUGGUGGCGCCUAAGCGGUUUGCUUGGGGAUCAAAAUCGCUUGCUUAUGUUUAUCCUGCUUCAAGCCGUCUUUACUGUGGCAACCAUGGCGCUGACAGUCCCUAUCUUCUUGUCAUAUGAAUUGCAUGUAGUUUUCCAAAUACUCAAGGUUUCUGCAUCUGUAUGGAAUGGAGGGAGUUUCUUGCUAGAGGUAAUGCCUCGGCAAGUGAUUCUCAAGGAGAAGAAGAAAUUAGAAGUUCAACCAGUGCAAACUGAGCGAGACCAAUCAACGGAUGAUGAUGGAGGGACCAAUAAUUCUGCCGAGGCAUCCAGUCCUAACUAAGAGCUGUUGAAUAUUAUCCAUUUUAGUCAUGACAAAUUACUCAUCUUUUGUUGUUUUCUUAGAACUAGCGUACUUGUAGAACUUUAUAUUUGUUUUGCAGAUCCGUGAGCAAUGAUUUGUUUA
Messenger RNA from Prunus avium (sweet cherry), 1433 nucleotides. RefSeq names its product glycerophosphocholine acyltransferase 1. Lineage: Eukaryota; Viridiplantae; Streptophyta; Magnoliopsida; Rosales; Rosaceae. The record is from RefSeq and is a predicted model, not a curated record. Gene Ontology annotation, biological process: phosphatidylcholine biosynthetic process.